This is a messenger RNA of Mastomys coucha (southern multimammate mouse), 3447 nucleotides long. RefSeq names its product interleukin 36 gamma (gene Il36g). Lineage: Eukaryota; Metazoa; Chordata; Mammalia; Rodentia; Muridae. The transcript has 5 exons. The coding region runs from base 257 to 757 and encodes 166 amino acids. Gene Ontology annotation, biological process: inflammatory response to antigenic stimulus; cytokine-mediated signaling pathway; cellular response to lipopolysaccharide. Gene Ontology annotation, molecular function: cytokine activity. The record is from RefSeq and is a predicted model, not a curated record.
GGGAGCUGCCCAAGCUAGAAUUUGGUCUUCUGAAUUUUCCAUAACAACUGUGUUGCAAGGAAUAGCCCGAACCUACAAAACCCUCUGAGUGUGGAACUUUCCGUAAUUGAGGGAUCAGUGAAUGGACAGAUCCAUCUUGCUGUGAAUGCUCUGGACCAGAACAAGCUCACGAUGGAAAACAAUGAUGAAAAAAAUUAUAUGUGGAAGUGAUGUUGAGAUGGGACACUAGAGAACUGAGCUAUUUGUAUCCUCAACUAUGUUUUCUAAACACCCAUUUCCUCCAUCCAUAUCCGUCUCAGGAAGAGAAACUCCUGAAUUUGGGGAGGUUUUUGACAUGGACCAGCAGGUGUGGAUCUUUCGUGAUCAGGCCCUUGUGACAGUCCCACGAAGCUACACUGUAACCCCAGCCACCGUGACUAUCCUCCCAUGCAAGUACCCAGAGUCUCUUGAACAGGGCAAAGGGAUUCCCAUUUAUUUGGGAAUUCAGAAUCCAGAUAAAUGCCUGUUUUGUAAGAAAAUUAAUGGACACCCCACUUUGCUGCUAAAGGAAGGGAAGAUUUUGGAUUUGUACAACCAUCCAGAGCCAAUGAAGCCAUUUCUGUUCUACCACACGCGGGCAGGUCGAAUGUCCACCUUUGAGUCAGUGGCUUUCCCUGGCAAUUUUGUUGCCUCCUCCGAUAUUGGCAAACCCAUCUUCCUCACAUCAAAAAAGGGGGAAUAUUACAACAUCAACUUCAGUUUAGAUAUAAAGUCUUGAAAAUCAGCAUAGAGGUGGAGGGUUGAUUAGAACUCUUCCUCUUAAAACUUCAAACCUCAAAUAUGUUAUCAUUUGUUUGAUCUGUGGUGUUUUCAUACUGAAAGGUGAGCAGGACCGACACUAUCUCAUUUCAUAGAUGAAGAAGCAACAAAACAAUGUGUACUCCAAAGUGGGUGAGAUUGGAGUGGUGUAAGGCUGUGCUCUAAGACUGAAGUGGUCCAGCCCAUAAGGCAUCAUGCUUGAGAAUAGGGUGCUAUGCCACAGUAUAUAAAACCUAGAAUGCCCUGUGUGUGAGUGGUGACAUCCUCACUUCCAGCCAUUGGUCUAAUUGAUACCAGGUUUUCACACAUUUGAAAUGUCAACUCCUGGCAUUUGAAUAGCUGAGGCCUCAUAAUGACAUGUGCUACAACAGCUAAUAGCUUUGAUUCUUCAGCAAUUGACUGCUGUGUGGGUCUGGAUACACUAGGAAAGGAAUUAGAAUCCUGAGUGAAUGAACAGUUUUUAAAAUGAUUAGAGCUAUUUAAACUAUGUUGAGGUACAAUGGUUUAUCCUUGAAGAGUGAGGAUACUGCCUGGUAAAUCAUAAAGUUAGGCCAAUUAACUCAUCUUGAACAAUUCUUUUUUGGGAUCAGUGUGUAUAAGUAAUGAUGCACAUCAUUAAAACAUUACCUUUUAUUAUUCUAGACUUCCAUAAAUCUUUUAAAGUUCUUUCCAUUAUAAUGUGCAUCUAUGGUUAAAAGCACUACUACUAUCUUGCCCUAGUCCUUUCUCUGUAAGAUACAUUCUCUUGCUCAGUUCUUUUGCCCUUGCAUCUUGCUUCCACACACCCAGGUAGACAUGGGCACAAGCAGAGUUGGACUCACUGACAGUGAGACUACUCUUAGGAGUGCCUGAUACACAGCGGCCCAGGAUGAUCUUUUUGCCUGGUUUUAGAAUUUGAAUAAUUUAUUUUAUUAUUUAUAAGUGUGUGUGUGUGUGUAUGUGUGUGUGUGUGUGAAUGCAGGUACUUAUGGAGGCCAGAUGAGGGUGCUGAAUUCCCAGGAGCUUGGAGUUACAGGAGAUUGUGAGCUGCCCAAUAAUGGGUGCUAAGGAGCUAACUCAGGUCUUCUGCAAGAGAGGUACAUGCUCUCAACCAUCAACCCAUCUCCCCACUGCAUGAAUAAUUUUUUAAGUGGCAUCAUUGCCACUUGCCUUUUACUUUAUGGGUGAGGACAGGAAGAAAUUUGGAGUCAACAAGAAAUGCUGAGGACAGCAUUGACAUUAAAUAUUAUAACUGGAAAUAAUGAUAUUCUUGAUAUUUGGACUUUAAAUAUCUGUCUCCUAAAGUUGGGUCAUUAUGAAACACAGUAUAAGAAACAAGCAAAAUGAUCCUGAGGAAGAUUGAAGUAAUCCACAAGAGAUAGUUCACGACAACCAUGCUGGUUAAUCCAAUUGAAUCCUUUAUUAAUGGCCAGACCAAGAGUGCAUUCACACCUCUGGAAAGUCUCUUGGUGCCCAACCAUAAUUACAUUUAUGCUAAUAGGAAGCAUUGGGAGUUCCCUAGUAACACCUGCUUUCUUUCCAAGGCUCAGUAAUAUCUUACAGACACUACACAGUUGGCUAGAGCAUGGUAAAGAUCAUGGCCAGUCCCAGAAGUGUUGCAAAGGUGAAUGUGGCUAUUGUGGGUGGAAGACUGAGAAGUGAUCAGGCAGGCACAAAACUAUGCUGGGAUAGUAUGGCAUUAUCUUAGUCAUUUCAAGAUAGCAUGGUGUGUAUGACUGUAGAGACAGCACACAGGUCUACUUCCCCAAGGAGGAAUCCCAUGACAGACCAAGGUACAGAUACACCAAAGUCCAACUUGGUGAACCAAUGAGUUAUACUGAGUUUACUAACAGGAAUACAGGUGAGGGGUUUCUUACAGGAGCAGAAAUGACUCAAGGACAGCUGCAUUACCAAAGCCUACUCCAGCAUUAGUGACAAUGUACAAAAGCUAGGGAACCUGGAGCAUGCAACACUGUGUACAGGCCGCUUAACAGGUUGGAGAGUGUCCUUUCCAGAAGCUUCCAUUGCUCCAAACCUCUUGCAGGCAGCUCCACUGCAUUCUGGUCUUUCAGGAAGCUGGUCUGGUCUUAGUUAUCUUAGUGUUCUUUGCAUCACAGUGCUUCUGAGGUUUUUAUUGUUUAUUCUGGCAGGGAGGGGCCUAGUAAAUUUGCUAAGAUUUCCUAAAACUAUUCUGCAUGGUUUACUUUUCUGUUUAAGUAGCCUUCCAGGCAGAUGGAAUAUUUCAAUCUUUGCAGAAACUGUUACAUAACACAUGGCAAACUCCAGGCUUCUUCAUGUUCAUCCUCGAGGCUGUCCUUCUUUUGCACAGUAUCAGGCAAUGACUCACCCAAAUGCAGUACCUCUAGCCACCCAAAUACAAUUAUAUAAUCACCCAAAUAUGAUUAUAUAAUGAAAUGUACUUAUUUCACUGCAUUUCUCACACUUGAAACAACCUAAGAAUUACCAGGAGUAUGUGUUAAACCUUUAAAAACCCCACAACUAGUAAAUUGAAACCCCUUCCUAGACAUUGCAACAUGUUUCCCAGGGAUUUCUGAUUGGCUAAUGUCUUCCUGGAUCUUCUUGUAAUUUUCUAUAUAGACAUACUAAGAUUAUAAUCAUAAUUAGGAUUAUAUAUAUGCUUCUGUAGAAAUAAAGAGUUAUCUUAAAAUG